UUGACAUAUUUUUCAAAAUAUAACCGCAUAGUUAGACUUGUGGCUUGGAUAUUACGUAUGAAUUGUAAAAUAAAAAUAAAGUUUGACAUAAAGGAGUCAGACAUAACAAAUGAUGAAUAUAUCAAUGCAGAAAAGACACUAAUUAAAUUAUUACAGAAAGAGAAUUUUACAGAAGGGUUUUCGUUACAUAAUAUAAAUACAGAAAUAGAUGCCGAUGGGGUGAUAAGAGUAAAAACACGUUUAGAUUUGAGUAAAGAAGACAAGAAUUUUGUAAGGCCAAUACUUCUACCAGGAAAAAACGAAAUCGUACAGCGGUUAGUGCGACAGAGACAUGAAAAGUUAAAUCAUGGAGGAACUCAGCUCUUACUAUCCAACCUCAGAAACAAUUUAUGGAUUUUAAACCUAAGACGUCUUGUUAAAAGCGUUGUUUCUAAAUGUGUUAUAUGUAAGAGAUACAAGACAAAACAUUACGAGGUUCCUGAAGCACCAUUGCCAUCAAACAGAGUUGAGGCAAAUGCAGCAUUCCAGAUAACUGGUAUAGAUUUAGCGGGACCUCUACAUCUCCGUGACCAAAGCAAAUGUUGGAUAGUAUUAUUUACUUGUGCUACAUAUAGAGCAGUUCACCUAGAGCUUGUGGAAUCUUUAUCCACAAAUAGUUUCUUGAUGGCCUUACGUCGUUUCAUAGCUCGAAGGGGCCGCAUAAACAUUAUAUAUACUGAUUGUGGUACGAAUUUUCAAGGUUCAGCCAAUUUAUUAAAAGAGGUUGAUUGGGCAAAAGUCGAAGCAGCAACUAGCAUAGUUCCACCAGCUAUCAAGUGGCGUUUUGUACCUCCACGUGCGCCCUGGUGGGGAGGAUGGUGGGAGCGCCUUAUAAAGGUAGUAAAGGAAAUGUUAAGAAGAAUCUUGGGAAAACAAUCCUUAACUUUGAUUGAAUUAUCAACAAUAAUUUGUGACUGCGAAGCAAUCAUUAACAGCCGACCAUUGACAUACGUAGCAACAGCUGAUGACUCUCUUAAACCACUUACUCCAAUGAUGUUUCUACAUCCCUUAGAUAAUAGUGAGAUACCUGAUUUAGAUCUGAUUGAUGCAAAAAACAUAAAUAUUCGUUUACAAUAUCUAAACAAAUUACGUGCAGAUUUUCGACAACGUUUUAGAAACGAAUAUAUUGCUAUAAUUUGUAGUAAAGAUAGAUGUAAACAAAAUUUGCCGAAAUUAAACGAUAUUGUUCUUAUUGAAACUGACACUAGUCGGCUAUAUUGGCCAUUAGGUAUUAUAAAGGAGUUAAUUAUAGGUGCUGAUGGUAAUUGUAGAGUUGCAAAAGUACAAACAGCUACCGGUGAAUUGGUUAGAGCUGUACAAGGUCUUUACCCACUGGAAUUAACAACAGUUAAAAACGAAUGGCACAGGGCCAGUCCAUCUACUAAUAGAAAUAAGACAGAGACUAACCCUAACAUUAAGGAUUAUAGUUCCCAGGCGACUUUGAAUUCGGACAUAAUAUCAUCUGAUUUACCUCAAACAUCUUCUAUUAGUACUAGACAUGGUAGAGUAAUUAAUGUUCCAAGAUUAGAUUCUUAG
Molecule: messenger RNA, 1575 nt
Organism: Parnassius mnemosyne (clouded apollo)
Lineage: Eukaryota; Metazoa; Arthropoda; Insecta; Lepidoptera; Papilionidae
Source: the annotation of a GenBank genome assembly